AUGGAUGUCAAUCGCAAUGUUGCUGUGAAUGAAUGUCCAGUUUGCGGCGCACAAGAUGGAUUGUACUCGGUAGAAUACGCGUCAGCUCGUGAGCCUCUCUUCAAAGUGAUGAGAAACCUAACGAAAGGCACGCGAAUGGGUUUGGAGCAGGCGGAGCCCCGACCUCUAUGUGAAACAACUCUUGCGUUUCCUAUAAUAUACCGAUAG
Messenger RNA from Necator americanus (New World hookworm), 207 nucleotides. RefSeq lists its product as uncharacterized. NCBI's taxonomy places the organism in Eukaryota, Metazoa, Nematoda, Chromadorea, Rhabditida, Ancylostomatidae. The record is from RefSeq and is a predicted model, not a curated record. Bases 1 to 207 code for a protein of 68 amino acids. The transcript has 4 exons.